Molecule: messenger RNA, 1624 nt
Organism: Syngnathoides biaculeatus (alligator pipefish)
Lineage: Eukaryota; Metazoa; Chordata; Actinopteri; Syngnathiformes; Syngnathidae
Product: dysbindin-A-like
Exons: 10
Coding region: 80-1207 (375 amino acids)
Biological process (GO): neuron projection development; platelet dense granule organization; anterograde synaptic vesicle transport
Cellular component (GO): synaptic vesicle membrane; cytoplasm; neuron projection
Source: RefSeq, a predicted model, not a curated record
CGUCAAGCCAUAGGGGAGCAGUAAAGGAUUCCCGAUGUCCUGAAAUUGCCACCAAAGAAGAAGAAACCCGGAACACGAAAUGUGGAUUGGCAGGAUCUGUGUAGUGAACCGAACCGUUUCAUGGGACAUCACCCUCAGUGGAGAGGAACCACUCGGUCGAAUCAUGUUUGAAAACUUCCGAGAAAGACUUCACAUGGUGCAACAGGACUUAACGACAGGCUUGAAAACACUGGGUGACAAAUCAAAGGAAUCCAAAAGCAGCAGGAGGAAGUCCAGGUAUGAAGAAAGUCUUCAUUUCAAUGCUGGACUAGACAUCCUCAGCAGGUAUGAAGAGAGUUGGUUUGUGCUCCACAAAAAAACUAAAGACUGUGCUCAAGUUGCAGGGGCUGUUGACGGGGAUGUGGUGAUGCUGUCGGCGCACUGGGAGAAGAGACGAGCAGCACUGAUACAACUACAAGAACAACUACAAAGCUUACCUACUUUUAUCAGUGAACUUGAUGCCAUUACUGCCUCAAUGACUCAUUUGGAAGGUGACUUUGAGCAGAUGGAGAGCAGACUGGCCUAUUUGGAGAAACUUUGUUGCCAGUGUGAACAACAGAUGCUCAAGCAGCAGCAUAUCAACGAAUUGGAAGUCUAUAAGAAAAAGAAGAGGAGAGAAUUGGAGACGCUGGAAGUGGAGCUGAAUGCAGAACAUAACCAGAAAGUUGCAAAGCUAGAGCAGAUGAGGCAGCAGAAACUUAGAGAACGGCAAAAAGUUUAUGAAGAAGCCUUUAACCAAGACCUGGAAAUAUACCGGUCAACUGGAUGUCUUCAGCAUAGAGAACCAGCAGAAGCUGAUAUAGUUGUUCUGGAUCAAAUGACAGUCACCAACUUAUCAGACCAGGAGGCUUUGGAUGAUUUCCUGAACUCUGGUGAUGACUUUAGUUCUGGGGCAUCUCUCACUUCAGGUCCAGACCUGAAGUCUAGCUCUUUGGGAUCCUUAAGCAACUCACAGAGCCUAGUCCCCGACAUAGGAAACCACUCAUCAGACAAAGACUCUGAAUGUGUUCACGAUGACGAUGGCAUCAGUGAGGACAGUGAUGAGCCUGUGGUGCAAUUCGACGAGGAGGACGUUCAGGCGGACAUGACAUUGGUUGGCCUGCAGGAUCUUGACCACGUCAGGGGCUCAGAUGACAGUGACUCUCCAGGGGACAUGCUCUGUGGGUAACCUAACAACCAUGCCCUUGAAAUGUCUCAAGGGUUAAACCCCAUAAUCUUUACUGCCCCCAUAUUUGGACUCAUGCUCAGCCAACACAAGUUGUCUUUUUAUUCUGAAAACAAUGCAAUAGACAAAUCACAGAUGCUUCAAAUGAAUGCUGGGCAUAUAAUUAAUACAUAUGUGUUUAGUUUUUUUUUAAAUACAUUUGUUACUGCUUCUGCCUAGAAAAGGAGAUGAACAAGGACAAGUGUGAAACAAGUUAUACCCUUUGUACUUUAAAGAUGAAUGGAGCGUAUCAAAUUGACCACCACUCUCCAGACUCCAGUUUAAACAUUCCUAAUUAACAAACAAAAUAUGCUGCCAUUGGCCUGUGUCCCAAGUAUAUUCUUCAGUAUUUAUUAUUUAAAUUUCAUUUAUGUAAAUCCA